Alternaria arborescens is the source of this 1263-nucleotide messenger RNA. Its product is annotated as Glucan 1,3-beta-glucosidase. NCBI's taxonomy places the organism in Eukaryota, Fungi, Ascomycota, Dothideomycetes, Pleosporales, Pleosporaceae. Gene Ontology annotation, cellular component: cell surface; extracellular region. The record is from RefSeq and is a predicted model, not a curated record. Gene Ontology annotation, biological process: glucan catabolic process. Gene Ontology annotation, molecular function: glucan exo-1,3-beta-glucosidase activity. The coding region runs from base 1 to 1263 and encodes 420 amino acids. The transcript is spliced from 6 exons.
AUGAUUUUCAGCCGCGCACUUGUGGCUUUAUCGCUAUGCGCCAGCGCGAUUGCAGCUCCCACUGAGAAGCGUGGAGUCGACUUCAAUUGGGGGUCGGAAAAGAUUCGUGGUGUCAAUAUUGGAGGAUGGUUGGUCCUGGAACCUUGGAUCACGCCCUCGAUCUUUGACGCAGCAAACCAGGGUCGUCCGGGGGAUAUAGUUGAUGAGUUCACCUUGUGCGAGAAGCUUGGGCAUGAUGCAGCACUUAGUAUCCUCCGCAACCACUGGGAUACGUGGGUUAGAUGGGAAGACUUCAACAAGAUCAAACAGUCCGGCUUCAACAUCGUUCGUAUUCCUGUCGGCUUCUGGGCAUACGACACGUUCGGUACGGCUUAUGUCAGCGGUGCAGCCGUCUACAUUGACGCCGCUAUUGAUUGGUCGCGAAGCCUAGGGCUCAAGAUCAUCAUCGAUCUCCAUGGCGCACCAGGCUCGCAGAACGGAUUCGACAACUCUGGCCAACGGAUGGACAAGCCCCGCUGGCAAGAAGGCGACACAGUCGCGCAGACUCUGCAGGUUCACCGGACCAUCGCGCAAAAGUAUGCGCAAGCACAGUAUCAGGAUGUCGUCGUUGGUAUUCAGCUAGUCAACGAGCCUGCAUUGUACAACGGUCUUAACCGGGACGUGCUUGCUCAAUUUUACCGCGAUGGUUAUGGUCAGAUCAGAGAGGUUUCAGAUACCCCAGUGAUCCUUUCCGAUGGUUUCGUGCCACCAAACACUUGGAAUGGUUUCCUCACCCCGUCGGAUGCAAACGCAGUAAACGUUGCUAUGGAUCACCACGACUAUCAAGUUUUUGACAGCAACCUCCUUCGCAUGUCACCUGCCGACCACGUAGGAUACACCUGCAGUAACUCUGAGUCGUACAACGGCGCGGAUAAGUGGACUUUUGUCGGAGAGUGGACAGGAGCCAUGACAGAUUGUGCAAAGUACCUCAACGGCUACGGCCGUGGCGCCCGCUACGACGGCACUCUCGCCAGCAGCUCCUACAUUGGAUCUUGCGACUGGCAAAACGACCUCUCACGCUGGUCAGCUUCCUACAAGGACGACUCUCGACGUUACAUCGAGGCCCAAAUCCAAGCCUUUGAGUCCAAAACUCAGGGCUGGUUCUGGUGGAACUUUAAGACAGAGGGUGCGGCUGAGUGGGACGCCUUUCGACUCAUCGACGCUGGUGUCUUUCCGGCGAUCAGAAACGGGCAGGUGGAAUACAAGUUCGGCACUGUUUGUUAG